AUGAACGUAAUUGAUGACUACUUUGGAGAAGUCGUAAUACGUGAUAACAAAGCUGAGCAUAACCAACUUGGAGCACCAGGAGCUGUGGAAGUGUCGGUCCGAAGUCCAAUUGCCUGCUGGUUUAGUGCUAUGCUUUAUUGCUUUGGUGGUUCAGUUUUGUCUUCAUUGAUGCUUGCAGAACCUCCAGUAGCGUUUCUGGCAAAGGGGACAAAUGUCCUGCUGGCAUCUUCAGUCUGGUAUCUCGUGUUUUACUGCCCACAAGACAUGGUCUAUCGGUGCUUUGCGUUUCUUCCUCUUCGGCUUCUGGUUGCAGGAAUGAAAGAAGUGACUAGGACUUGGAAGAUAACGGCUGGCGUUGCACAUGCAGACAGUCACUUCAAAGAUGCCUGGCUUGUCAUGGUAGCUGUAGGCUGGGCCAGAGGAGCUGGUAGUGGCCUAAUUUCCAACUUUGAGCAGCUGGUGAGAGGAGUCUGGAAACCUGAAAACAAUGAACUACUGAAGAUGUCCUACCCUGUGAAGGUAACUUUGAUAGGAGCAGUUCUUUUCACCCUGCAACACAGCCAGUACUUGCCAAUAGCAAGACACAACCUUGUGUUUUUCUACACCGUAUUUCUUGUCAUCUCCAAGGUAACAAUGAUGUUGACAAGAUCUGCGACUUCUCCAUUUGCUCCCUUGGAGGCUGCAUUAGGCCGUAUGUUCUUUGGCUUGCAAAAGAUGCCAUCCAAAGUGAAGGGUGAAAGUGCUGCAUCUUCCAAUGGCGCUUCAGUCUGUGACCGAACUUCUGAACAGCACCGUGAUAGUGUUAAGAAAAGACAGGCAAAGAAAACAGAAUAAGUGGCUUA
Messenger RNA from Antrostomus carolinensis (chuck-will's-widow), 842 nucleotides. It is a transcript of the gene TMEM38B, whose product is annotated as transmembrane protein 38B. Gene Ontology annotation, molecular function: identical protein binding; potassium channel activity. Gene Ontology annotation, biological process: potassium ion transmembrane transport. The transcript is spliced from 6 exons. NCBI's taxonomy places the organism in Eukaryota, Metazoa, Chordata, Aves, Caprimulgiformes, Caprimulgidae. The record is from RefSeq and is a predicted model, not a curated record. Bases 1 to 834 code for a protein of 277 amino acids. Gene Ontology annotation, cellular component: membrane.